Messenger RNA from Cherax quadricarinatus, 897 nucleotides. RefSeq names its product cuticle protein 7-like. The record is from RefSeq and is a predicted model, not a curated record. Lineage: Eukaryota; Metazoa; Arthropoda; Malacostraca; Decapoda; Parastacidae. Gene Ontology annotation, cellular component: extracellular matrix.
UAAAAAAAAUUCUAGGGAACACGCUAAUCUCACAAUAAUACGAAAAAAUACAGUGUUAAUAAAUAAAUAAAUGUUCUUAAGAAAUGUUCUGAGAGUAACGCACACAAACUCCUAUAAACAAUAUUGUCUAUGACAUUUAACCGCAACACUGAAGAUAAAUGAAAGAAAUCUGAGGAAGACUUGCAAGUUUGUUUUUGGGUCAUACAGUAAGUGGUAUGGAGUGGAUAAUUUGUCUCAACGUGAUGGUUCUCUCCCAGAGGGUGCAAGAGUGCUGACCAUCCCAACACACCCGUCAAGGUUAACCUUCACCAUCACUAUUUAAACCUCUUCCAACGUUACCUCAACAUCAUUCACUAAGCCUCCACAAUAACGUCAACUAGUCAACAUGAUCACGAAGGCUGCUAUAACACUGGUGGUGUUAGGUGUAGCUAACACCUUCCCUAUUGACCCCUAUGGCGCCCCAUCACAGCAGUCUGCCUAUCAGCAGGAUGGCAUGCCAUACAACUUCCAGUACAACAUCAAGGACGACUACUCUGGCAAUGACUUUGGCCAAACUGAACAGUCUGAUGGGAACACUGUCACAGGAUCCUAUACCAUCCAACUCCCUGACGGCCGCAAACAGACGGUGAAUUACGUUGCCGACGACAACGGCGGGUAUCAGGCUCAAGUCAGUUACACCGGCGAGGCCCAGUACGCCCAGGUGACCGGUCCACCAGUCACCUUCAAGCCACAGCCCUCAUACCAACCCCAGCCAUCAUACCAACCCCAGCCAUCAUACCAACCCCAGCCAUCAUACCAGCCAUCGUACUGAGUGAACAGCAGAAGAAAUUAAAACUUUUAUAAUAAUGAAGUAACAUAUUCCAAUUCUCAUUGUAUGUUUUAUAAAUAAAGACCUAU